Molecule: messenger RNA, 1763 nt
Organism: Sinocyclocheilus grahami
Lineage: Eukaryota; Metazoa; Chordata; Actinopteri; Cypriniformes; Cyprinidae
Product: sorting nexin-7
Exons: 9
Coding region: 159-1457 (432 amino acids)
Biological process (GO): piecemeal microautophagy of the nucleus; autophagy of mitochondrion; endocytic recycling
Cellular component (GO): phagophore assembly site; early endosome
Molecular function (GO): phosphatidylinositol binding
Source: RefSeq, a predicted model, not a curated record
CACGCUCCUUCACGUGGGCGUCCCUCAAAGCUCAACUCUCGGCCCUUUCCGAUUCUGCGCAGUUAAGUCUGAUCCGCCCUCGGCUGAGCUUUUGAGAGUUGUGCGGAAAAACCGAUGAAGUCCAGAAAACUUGUAACAAAGUAGCGAUUUGAGCAACGAUGAGUGGAUCUGUUGUCGACAACACCGUGUCAUCGGGCAAUUCUUCGGCUGCGAUUCCGACAGACAUCAGCGGGCAAAUAUUAGAUCUAGACGAAGACGAUGACUUGGAAGUUUUCAGUAAGGAUACGACUCUAACAGACGGCAGCUCUUUCAACGCCUCCAUGCAGACCUCCCCUGCUUCAAUGAUCAACCAGUACAAGUUUGAGGAAGAUGCUGACACUAAAGAUAUUUUUGUCACAGUCGAUAACCCAGAGAGUCAUGUAACAGCUAUUGAGACAUACAUAACCUACCGGGUUAUGACUAAGACCACACGGAGCGAGUUUGACUCGAGUGAGUUUGAGGUGCGAAGACGAUACCAGGACUUCCUGUGGUUAAAAGGACGUCUGGAAGAAGCUCAUCCCACGCUUAUUGUUCAUCCACUGCCUGAGAAGUUUGUGGUGAAAGGAAUGGUGGAGAGGUUUAAUGAAGAUUUCAUCGAGACGAGGAGGAGGGCGCUGCACAGGUUUUUGAACAAAAUAGCAGAACAUCCCAUUUUCUCCAGCAGUGAGGAUUUUAAGAUCUUUCUCACUGCAGCAUCUGGGGAGCUGACCUCUCAUAAGAAACAAGGUCCAGGGUUUCUGAGCCGGAUGGGGGAUACGGUCAAAGCCGUCGCUGCUGCGGUCAGAGGGGUCAGAAACCGGCCUCAGGAGUUCACAGAAAUGCAGGAGUACGUGGAGGCCUUCAGUCAGAAGAUCAGCUCGCUUGAUAAAGUCACUCAAAGGAUCGUCAGAGAGCAGAAGGAGUACCUGGAGGAGCUGAAGGAGUGUGGGCCGACAUACGCGCUGUGGUCACAAUCAGAGGAGGAGCUGGCCGAGCCCCUGAAGAACGUGGCAGGCUGUGUGGACAGAUGCUGCAAGGAGACAGAGGAGCAGGUCAAGAAUCUCAGUGAUCAGCUGAUUCCAGUCCUUCAUGAGUACGUCCUCUGCGCAGACACACUCAAGGCAGUACUAAGGAGGCGAGACAACAUCCAGGCAGAUUUCGAAGCCAAGACUGAAGCUCUUGCCACGAAGAAGGCCGACAGAGACACGAUGAGAGAUGAUCUGGAUAAGGCAGAGGACCGGCUGGAGUGGGCAAAUAAUGCACUCAAAAGCGACUGGACCCGCUGGCAAAAGGUCAUGAGAACUGACCUACGAUCAGCCUUUGUCGACACAGCAGAGAGGAACGUCAGCUACUAUGAAAAGUGUUUGGCUGUAUGGGAGUCGUUCUUGCAUUCUCAAAGGACAGACGCUGAAGGAAAUGGAAAGGUUGACUUUUCCUAAUCUCUCAUGGUGCUUUUAUCUGAACGGGACCACCAAAGACGCUUUUAUUCCUGCAGAAGCCAAUAAGAUUCAUAUUUAGAGACUGAGGCGCCAAAGAGAGGGACAGUCACCCUGUACAAACAUCUCCCAGCAUGCACCAACUCAACCAGAGAGAUCGAAAUGAAAGGAGAAUUGUCUCUGUCAUCAGUACGCUUGGCCCACGUUUGAAUUCUUUUGAUAAUGGGGGGAAAUGAUAUUGCCAAAUCUUUUAUACUGAGAACUAUUUUUCAUUUUUGUUGAUAUAAAUACAACACAUGAGAUGGAAAA